Zootoca vivipara (common lizard) is the source of this 2231-nucleotide messenger RNA. NCBI's taxonomy places the organism in Eukaryota, Metazoa, Chordata, Lepidosauria, Squamata, Lacertidae. The record is from RefSeq and is a predicted model, not a curated record.
AUAUGUCAACCCUGUUCUGGUUGCUAACCACAUUUUUACUCGGGUUUGGUACAGAUGGGAUGAAAUGCUUCAUCUGCCCCGCUCCCCUCCAAGUAAAAAGCCAGCCUAGUAAUUUAUUUAUGUGUUCAUUAUGUGACCUAGUAACUUUUGGGGGGCUGUUAACUAAUGCAUGGUGCAUAAGAAGCAAAUGCAAAGGUAACUGCCCCAAGGAGCUCACAGUAUAAAAGUACGCACAGGGGAAAGCUGCAAAUAGAUAGAAACUGGGGACCAAGCUAGCCUUUUUCACUCCCUGAAGUGCUACUGUUGUGUCUUCCUUCUCCCUCUCAUGUGCAAAACACAACAGUGCAAACUGCAGGACCCAGAUGGUGCGGUGAUGUCACACGAUGGAAGCAGUAAGAAGUGUGAUGUGUUGGAUUCGGGCAAAGAAAUAUCAAUAGCAACUGGUGAUGCUGAUAACUUUUUAGAGCCUGGUCAGCUAAACAGAGGUUGUAUUUGGAAAAGGGACAGAGCUGUACACGAUCUCUCCCCCACCCGCAUAUAGUCUGCAAGUGCCCUCCUCCUGCCCACCAAAAGUAAGAAAGUUACCAGGAAGAUGUUCAUAGCCCAGCUGCAGAAUUUGCCCAGUGUGGUCCUCUUCUGCUCUAUUUUGCUUUUCCUACUUGUUGCGAAGAAAGAAUUUGAGUCUCUUUUCUCACCGCAUGACAUCAAGCUCAAGGGCAGCCCAGAUUCCGCAGGCAAUGAUAAGAGUGCAAUAGGAUUUGAAUGGGAAUCUGCGCUGGAGAGGACAAGGGAGACCAAGCCCUCUGGUCUGAUUCCCCCACCACCACCACUGGCCACGCGGCAUCCCUUGGAGGUUGUCUAUUCCACUGAUUAUAAGUUCCUUCUCAACGAGCCAAACAAAUGCCGCGAGAGGAGCCCUUUUUUGAUCCUGCUGGUGAUAACUGAGCCCCAGCAUUUUCCCACAAGGCAGGCCAUCCGGCAGACGUGGGGCAACGAGAGCUCGGUGCCUGGGGUUUCCAUUCUUCGUCUCUUUCUGACGGCUGUCCACCCAAAAUUUGGAUACCCGCUCCAGGCCCUUUUGGAAGAGGAGAGUUCCAUCCACAGAGACAUUAUUCAGCAGGACUUCCUGGAUACCUACAACAACCUUACCCUCAAGACUCUGAUGGGCAUGGAAUGGAUAAGCAAGUUCUGCCCCAAUGCAACCUAUGCGAUGAAGGCAGACAGUGACAUCUUUCUCAAUGUGAACUACAUGGUGUCCCAGCUGCUGCAGCCUCACCUGCCACCCAAGAAGAACUACAUGACAGGGUACAUCUACAGGAACGCAAAGCCAGUGCGUGACAUGGCCUACAAGUGGUAUGUGCCACGGGAGGUGUACCCCAAUGAGACCUACCCGCCCUUCUGCGCAGGCUCAGGGUAUGUGUUCUCCGGGGAUCUGGCCAUGAAGAUCUACCAGGUAGCAAAGACCAUCAAGGUCAUUAACAUGGAAGAUGUCUUCAUGGGAAUCUGCCUGUAUGAGCUGGGCAUCAGCGUGACAAACAGCCCCUUGGGUCUCUUCAACCCGUUCAAAGUCAAGUAUGAGAAGUGCAAGUUCUCCAAGGUGGUGGUGGUGCAUUAUUACAGGCCAGAGGAGCUGCUGCAGAUUUGGCCUGACUUUCGGGACCAGAGCCAGACUUGCAAGAGUUAAAAGGGAGGGAGGUAAACAGACACACAGCCUCUUGUGGAGAAGCUGGCAUAGAGGACUGGCAACAUGCGGCAUGUUCCUGUACAAUGGACAAAUCCAUGCCAACAAAUUGCGAUGAGAAAGGGGAGGAUGGCUCAGAGAAGAAGGAAGAUACUGUGCUUGCCAAAAUGUGUAUUUAUGCCCUUAGAAGCGAGCUGGCCACACAUAACAUACUCAUCGUGCAGUGUGGUCCGUUGCCAUUCACACUGCUUUCCUCCCCAUAGAAUCUCUGCAGCUGCCCAUAGGAACUUGUUUGGUCUGCUCUGAACUGACCACUAUGCUACUAAUGUGCCAAAUUGACAACUUCAGAGUUUUGAGAUCAUCACAACCACCACCUCACCUACUGGAAGAGAGCAACCCUCUGGCCAUGCAGGUGUGGCACUAGGCGUAGUGUUGCCAUACAUCCAGGAAUUCCCGGAAAUAUCCUCUUUGGGGGGUCCUCCAUGCCCAUCCAGGGGGAAUUAUACAUUUUAAAGCAAUUGUUCGCGAUUUUGGGUUUUUAAAUAUAUAU